Pistacia vera is the source of this 435-nucleotide messenger RNA. RefSeq names its product secreted RxLR effector protein 161-like. The transcript has a single exon. The coding region runs from base 1 to 435 and encodes 144 amino acids. The record is from RefSeq and is a predicted model, not a curated record. NCBI's taxonomy places the organism in Eukaryota, Viridiplantae, Streptophyta, Magnoliopsida, Sapindales, Anacardiaceae.
AUGAAUACUUGUGAGAAGCUGGUCAUGAAUGAUGGUACAACAAAAGUUGAUGAGAAGUGGUUUAGAAGCAUUAUUGGUGGGUUGAUGUAUUUGACUCAAACUUGUUCAGAUGUUAUGUUUCCUGUCAGUUUAGUCUCCAGAUUCAUGCACAAUCCUUCGAAGCAUCAUCUUGGAGUAACCAAACGGGUCCUCCGUUACAUCUAUGCAACUGCAGACUAUGGCAUUUGGUAUAAACCAAUCUCUGAUUUUAAAUUAGUUGGUUUUACUGACAAUGAUUGGGCUGGUUUUGUAGAUGAUAAAAAGAGCAUAAGUGGUUAUAUUUUUAGUCUUAGUUGUUGCUCCCGGAGUUCGAAGAAACAAGCUACCAUAGCAUUAUCGUCAUCGGAAGCUGAUAUACCACUGCAACUGCAACUGUUUGUCAAGCUGUUUGGAUGA